CUAAAUACAUGUAUUCCCAAGUGCGGAGACAUUUAAAAGACAGCUGUUUUUAACCCAAAAUUCAAAAAUGCAACACCGGUCAACUCACUCCAGCUCUUUCCCGAGCGGCCCAUGAACUCCUUGGUCUCGGCAUUCCACAGGUACGUUUUCAAGUCGCUGAUCUUCUGGUGCAGCGUCCUUCUGGGUAAGGGCCUGCGCUUCCAGCGCUCAAAGUUGAGGUCUUCCUGCUCCAGAGGCUGAUGCUCGGCCAGCUCCUCCUGCUCCUCCUCCAGCUCCUGCCCAUGUUUGAGGAUCACCUUUGGAGGCUGGCGGAGAGAAGAGGGAAGAAGACGCUCAACGCACAUUGUCCUCAAGAAAAAAAGGAAUUCAGGAAAAUCAUAAAAAACCCUCUGGUGACCUUUGCAGCCCUCAUUGGGAGAGAUGACCUCCCCUUGAAGCAGAACCUCCUGCUUCUUCUGUCCAGAUGUUUGGACUCUUAGCCAGGACACACGCACCCCAGAGGGGACGCAAUGUGCAAGUUCCUUUAAGAGGAGGAAGAGGAAAUCCAUCAUCGUCACGGUGAUGCUGCUGAUUGUGUCCGCGCUCAUACUCAUCUUCGGCCUGGCGGCGACGACCAGGACGCAGAACAUCACAGUCGGCGGCUACUACCCGGGACUCAUUCUGGGCUUUGGCUCCUUCCUGGGAAUCAUCGGCUCUCAUUUGAUAGAGAACAAGAGGCAGAUGCUUGUGGCUUCCAUUGUCUUCAUCAGCUUUGGAGUGGUGGCUGCAUUCUGCUGUGCUAUUGUAGAUGGAGUUUUUGCUGCCAGGCACAUUGACCUGAGGCCUCUCUAUGCGGGACGCUGUGACUACCACUCAAGCGAGACAGCAUCUGACCGAGACGUGCCCUGCCAGACAUCAUCUCGCACGUCAUGUAACCUGCGUGUGAGAAGCAACACCUGUUACUGCUGCGACCUGUACAACUGUGGCAAAGAGCCUCCUCAAAUGGGACUUCAGAAUAAAGAUUUGAAAAAGUUUAAGAAACCAUCAAUGAUUUGGAACCGCGUGGAGGUGGCCGGUGGCUACCACGAGUACACCGAUGUGAAAAGCUGCCAGGAUGUGGUUCACCUCUACCACCUGCUCUGGUCGGCCACCAUCCUCAACAUCGUGGCUCUUUUCCUGGGCAUCAUCACUGCUGCUGUGCUGGGCGGCUUCAAAGACAUGACACCUUCUCAAACCUCAGAAAGUACAUCUGAACCGGAGGCCAUCACAGCCUCAGUGCCCUCGGAAGCCCCACCACCUACCAACUCUGUCCACUCCUACUACAACACUGCCCCCUGCCUGCCGCCAUACACCGCCUAUGACACACAGCAGGGAGGUUCCUAUAUGUUCGCCGACUCCUCCGGCCUGUCAGACGACUCCCAGUCUGGAGCCAGUCACCUUUGGCCCACCAUGAUCCCUCCACGCUACUCCCCGCCUCACAACCAUCCAGACGACAAGCCCCCACCGUACAGCCCCUAGAAAGGGAUCAGACGGUACCCGGUUAUGCGACGCCAUCUGAUUGCCGUCAUCCCCGAGGACCAUGUUGUGGAACCUGAGGAGGAGGAUGCCGCCAUCAAGGGGAGGCUAUCUUUUGGGUUUGAAGGCGCAAAAAGGUGCUUGCACGCUUGGCCUGCACAGCUCAAGUGAAUUGAGGAAGUUUACAAUUUCUCUGCCUUAAUGCAAACAGUCUUCCAGCACCGCAGCAUUCUGUUGUCUGGCCUCCGACGGUACACACCUGAGCAUCCUCCAUGUUUUUGAGGAGGUUGUGGAUGUGACAUGAAGUUAGCAGUUAGACUUGCUUAGUGGUUAGCGUUGUUAGCUUAUCGAGGUUAGCAGUAAGGAUGCACAAGUGGACAGGCGCUCCACAGGUAAGCAUGAUUAAAUCAUCACUUACUACCACCUUAAAGGUCCCAUAUUGUACCAUUUUCAACUAUUUAAAUUUGUCUCAGAGGUCCCACAAUAAUUGGAAGUCUAUUGGCCCAAAUAUAGCCUUGAUACUGCAGUUUAGACGGUUUAAGUGCUUUUAGUGGCCGUUUUGUGUGUCUGUAGCUUUCAUGCUAAUGGGCCACGUUUGUGCACGCCUGUCUCCAACAGCAUAGCGAUGGGAUGGGAUUCCUUUUAUGGCCUCCGCUUCUCAUGAGUCUUUUAUUGAAGUGAAUCGGGUAGGUGAUUCUCGUCACAAAGUGCAUGCACACAAACUCGUACGUGCUCCAGGCUGUGUUUUAAGAUGUGUAGCAAAGCCUCUUUUUUUUUUUUUUAAACAAAUAUCCAUUGCGGCAUCUCUUAUGGUUGUCUAUAUGUGCCCUGCGAUUGGCUGGUGACCGGUCGAGUGUGUACCCUGCCUUUCGCCUGAAGUCAGCUGGGAUAGGCUCCAGCUCACCCGACCCCAAUGAGGACAAGUGGUAUAGAAAAUGGACAGGUGGGUGGACGUCCUCCGUGAAGUUGUUGACGUAGUGUAUGCACAGGGGGUGGGCUCGUAAAGCAAGGGCCGGGUCAGAGGUAGUAUUAUAUCCAUGAGGAAGGAGGUUUUUCCUUUAUAGUGUCAUGAAAACAAAGAACUUAAAAAAACGAGCAUUUAAACUAUUCUGCUCUCAAAAGUGCAGCAAACAAGUGAGGGAGAUGAUAGAUUUUUAUCACAUUUGGUGCUCAUAAACCGGCUCUAGUGGCACAUAUUACUAUUAGAACGUCAUUAAAGAAGAUCAUUUGGCGUAAUAGGGGGGCUUUAAAGUAAACUUUCUUGACUAUUACUUAACUGAAGCCACGUCUAGUGUAAUAACGUGGACGUGAGGCAAGAUCAUGGACGUUAUUACACUGCAUACACAGUUCUACUCUCCUCACUCAGUGCUGCUGUUUCCCCUUUGUAAUUAGCAAGUUUCACUGACAGUGUGUGAGCUGUCAGAAAGCACAUUAUGGAAGAAACACGCAUGAAACCGUGAGCAGGUAGAUUUAGUCCAUGAAACUCUUUGUCCGCUGCUUUCAUUGAUCUGAUUCUCAGGGUUGCUGAGUCUCAUUUUGUCUUGCUAUUAAAGUUUGUCCAGUGCUAUCAACACAUGUGAUGUUUCUACGACAUCACCUCUCACAGUACCUCUCAUUGUUUCUCCAACAAGUCACUCAUUUGCUGACACAGAGACUUAAAGGCGUGGAAUACUUUUCAACAGUAAAAGAAUAAUUUAUUGUCAAAGACAGAAGGUACAGUUUUAUAAUAAACGUACAGCCACAUUAUAAAAAAGCAAGCUCGGCUCUACAAAAUAAGGACACAAAUAUAUACUGUACAUCACACACAACCCAAUGUUAAUCCGUUUAUUAUUGACAUGACGUAGAACGUCUGCUAUCUCUACCCAUUUACUCAACCACUACACUCAUAGACACAGUGAAAAGUCCAUUUUAAAGAGUCCAAACAUGAAGAAGCAUGAUUAAAUACUAAGUGCUAACCUUUCUGUCAAUAGUCUUAGCGUGAGUUCACUCUCCUAAUGCAGAUUUUGGAGUUGCAAAACAUUCAAACUAGGGAUGCUCCGAUGAGGGCUUUAUGCUGCCGAUGCCGAUUAUCCAGGAGUGAAAUCGGCUGAUACUGAUCACAUGGAUUCAUUAUAUAUUUCUCAAUUUAUUUAUAACCAGCGCUAUUGGCCAGGGGUGCUGUAUAAAGGGGAAAAGUCAGGACAAUUCUAAGGUCCCUUGACUGCCAGGGGACCAUAAAAAAAAGCUGAGAAAGGCUGCUCAUCUCGUCCGAUGUACUCCAAUUAUUUUUCGGGUUAUUAGCAUAGCCUUCUGUCUGCUGCCACAUAGCUGCGUUAGCUGCUGUUUGAAUGACGAUCACAUCGUGAGCCUCCAAAACUCACCAUACUCCGUCAAUUUGUUCUUCCAAUGGCGUAUUAAAGCUUUUUUGACGUGCUACCCGUCGUAAGAUUCCACACGGCAGACAUGAUUUAUUGUUUUGUAGGAGGGGAAAACGUGAUGACACUGCCCGAGGUGUUCGUUAGGUCAAGACCCUACAAUGAUCAGCGUGGAAAGCAAGUAUCAGCACGUGCCGAUCUUGUGGUUUUUCACGGAAAUCGUCCGAUACUGAUCGGUGGCCGCUCGAUCGAAGCGCCCCUAAUUAAAAGUCUUAAUACAAACUCAACAUUAAAAGCAAUACCUUCCAUGAUACCCAUAUGUGGGAUUGCCAAUAAUACAAAAAACAAUAUGUAUUUCAGAUCAUACUCAAGUGCAAAGAUGAGAAGUGUUAAUUUAACUCAAAACAGGGAAUGUUGAACGAGCAUAGCCGGUCUGCUUAAACCAGGGGUGUCCAAAGUGCGGCCCGGGGGGCUGUUUUCGGCCUGCCAGUUGUAUACUGUCUCUAAUACAAUACAAAAUUUCAGUAAUAUAACACAAAGCUAAAAUAUUAAAUUUAGCUCAGAUAGUUUAGCAUAUAUUGGUCUACACUGGAUUCGUUUUGGCAUUUUUAAAAAGUGCUGUCCAGCUUCUGCUCCAAAUACCCCCCCCAAAAAAAACCCAAAAAUAGACCACCACCACCACCACCGGCUGGCAUUACUAACAGCGGUUUAAAAGAACAUAUUGAACAAAUAAAUGUCUCUUAUUUGUUACACAGUGGAACCUUGGUUACUGGUUCGUGUACUUGUCGGUUUACAUGGAAAAUUUAGACAAAAAUAUUGCCUUAGUUCAGUGAGCUUACAAGAAUCGGCGUGCUUUGUCCCAUUAUUAAUAUACUGCGUGAGUCCAAUUGUGUUCCUAAAGUGUUUUUAAUCACAAAACAUCCCUGUCAUUGUCCCACAGCUCUGUCGCCCAUCAUCAGCAGUUGACGCUGUCAUUUUUUGCCAACUACCACAGUUAAGCCAUAACUCUCUGCUUUCCUUAGUGAUCACAGCUGCAAAAUAACACACGACGACGCAUACGGAAGUUGCAAGUGCCAGCAUUUUGAUAAAGAAGGUGAGAAACAAGAUUACAUUCGAGAUAUAAGCCGUAGCAAAACUCAAAGGUGAUGUCAAUCUCGUCCCUCACCGCUGCUGUCUCCGUCAACAAUCAAGGUAAAAGUGACAAAUGUUCAUUUAUCCCUUGCAUAUGCAUUUUCAAAAUUGUUUUUUGAGUGUAAAACUAUGAAAAAUGUUUUGUGUUCACAUUUUUGGGUGUCUGGAAUGCAUUAAUUGGAUUCCCAUUAUUUCUUAUGGGAAAAAACGAUUCCGUUACGGUACGUUUCGGUUUGAGUUGGACCCUCUGGAAAUAAUGAAUGAGGCUAACCAACGUUCUCAUUGUCAUUUGAAGUUAAAGUUUGUAGGGUUUCACUCACCGCUGUGUCGUAUAUGUACAUAUCUGUAGCAUGCGGGCAUACAUAUACAAAAGGAAUCUCAACGAAGUGACCGAAAAUUUGGAGUCAUCGUGUGGUUAUUACAGGCUACACAUUCAAUGGUAGCUAACAUUAGUAGCUAAACUUUGCCAAAUCGCUGACGACAACAAACAUAACUAAUGCACGCGCGCGUAUGUUACGUGGCGUGUGGUUUACGUGCUCGGAGCAGAAAGAGGCCGAGUUUCUAAUGACAAAACGGUAUUCAAAAGUUAGCGCCUCCCAUGCGGUACCUAAGCAAGGCAUACAGCACUUGUAAUGUAAAAAAAAAAAAAAAAAAGUAUCAAAGUGGGGCCCCGUGCUUCUCUGUAUGCGAUCCUUGGUGCAAAAAGGCUGGACACUCCUGGUUUAAACUGAACCAUAGUGUGGUUAAAAGGCUUCUGUAUGCUUUUACAUACGGUAAUGUGCAGUGCUCUGUUUUAUGUAACAGAUUCCAUGUUGUUGUAGGCAACGUGGCCUAAAGGUCAUCAAUAGUUGGGCAUCAUGUUAUCCAUCCAUAAUUAUGAACCGAUUUUGUCUCUUCCUCGUCCAUAUUUAACAAAUCAAUAUCCUUUCCUUCAAAGAUAAGGGCAACAUGGGAAGUCAUGUUUUGAGUUCUGUCAACAUUCACUCAUCUGGACCAGCAUUAGAGAAACAAGGAGUAAAGAGGAGUGACAGAAGUCCAAAGCGGGGGCCCCAGAAAAGGCACGAAUGAAUGCGAGGUCCAGCGUCUCUCAAUACGUCUCCGGAAUAGUGAAACCGUAUUCCGCCUUCCCCUGAGAAGGACGAGCGUUCAUGGGCGGCCGUCCUUGCCCGCCCAUCAGCAUUUGCUCCUGGGACUCCACAAAAAGGUUGUCCCAGUGCAGCAUUCGGUUCUGGACGGGCGGAUGGAUGACCUCCUCGUGGCGUGGUGGAACAUGGUGCACGCUGCCAUCCUCGGAAAUGAAUGGGAUGGCGGCCCCGUCCGUGGUCCACGAGUAUGGCUUCAUCUGCACCGUCUUGGCUGGCAGCAAGCGAUAGAGGUUGUCCUCGCCGUCCUCUUUGGCCUUCCUGCCACUGGGGUCCUGGUUGUGGACCUGCUUGCAGUGGUUGGACAGCAGCUGGUAGUUGAGGAAGGUCCCGCUGCACAUCAAGCACUGGUACCGCCGCUCGCCUGUGUGCUGGAUUUCAUGUUUAGUCCUGUACUCGGCCAGCGGAAAGACUUUGUCGCAGUAACGGCACGGGUACUUCUUUUCCCACGAGUGCGUGUUGAAAUGGCGGCGGAGGCUGGUGAGGCACACGUAGGGUCGCUUGCACACAACGCACACGUAGAAAGCCUUGCCGUCCAUGAUGAGCUCAUAGUGGUCGUCCAGCUCUGAUUUGGAUUUCUUCUUGUUUGGUCCGACCUUAAGGUUCUCGGGUAUUUCCGGUAUGGAUCUCUUUCCUUUGUUGGAUUUGGAGCCGCCUUCUCCUGGAUCCUCCUUCACCGGCACGAUAUCGUAGGUGUUCUCCCCGAUGUUGGCGUAAACUUUACAAUUAGGAGAAAUGGAAUCGAUUUCUGUAGCUGCAUUGAGUGUUACCGUCUUUUUGGUUGUUGUCGGUUUGACAACGUUUCUUUCCGAGAUGUCCAGCAGCCUGAUUUUAGCAUCUCCUUGUUGAGGGGAAGAGAAAACUUGCUUUUUGUGGACUCCCAGUAUGUCUGUGUUGUCCCCCAUCACCGUGCUGGUUCCACACGACUGAGAGGCACUCUGGAGCUCGGGGGUGAUGCCGCUGGUCAUGCUGGCAGUACUUCCAGAGGACACCCUGGCCAGGGAAUUUGAGUUAUUGGAGCUGCUGUCCGGACUGCGCAGAGGGCUGCUGUCAAGAAGCUUUGGAUCCCCUGCUGGAUCUGCGGGUUCUUUGCAAGGCUCCUUCUCAACUGAAUCCACCGUUUCCAAAUCAAUGACCUCCCCCGAGACUCUGGAUUUCACGUCCGUCUGCGAGACAAACAUAACGUCGUCGUCCGAGUCGGCUUCAUGAUCUGCUGGUUUGCUGAACUCCUCCGCAGAUAUUGAGAAGGACUCUGAGAUGAUAGGCAUUACCAUCUCAGAUGAUGAUUCAUCCCGGGUUUCAUCCUCCUUGGACAAACCAGGCAGACCCUUGACUUGUGAGAGGGGCGUCGCCAGCUUGGCAAUGAACUUGACCCCGAGCGUCUGCCCGGCCGAGAUGAGCUCCUCUAAUAAGUCCGAGCGUAUCCGUACGAUCUUGGAGCUGUAAAUGAAAUUAAGAAUGUGCUCAAAGAUCUCUGCUCGGAGAAAGUUCAGCUCUAUGACCUGCCCGGCCAUGACGAAAAGCUGGUGGAAAUAUGUACUUGAUGCCGACAGGAUUGUCUUGUGGGCUUGGAACUUCCUGUCUUGGAUGAUGAUGGUGACGUCGCAAAAUAAUCCGGUGUAUCGUUGCUCAUUCAUCGCUUUGAGCAAAGUGGCGGAAUACUGCGGGUCAGUUGCAGAGAUCAGCUUCAGGGUCUGCAUGGCUGCUGGGAGAGAAUGAAAACAAUCACAAUUUGUCAGUUCAAUUGGCUGGUGCAUUCAAUUGUGUCCUCUAAAUGCUUUUACACGUUUAACAGCUGCCACCAUUUCACUGCUCAACAUUUUAUGUACAGUUAUAUUAGGUUUUGUUCGUCACCGACGCAUGUGUUUUGAUCCACCUAAUUACCAACGCAAGAAGUGACGUUUGCUUUUAGUCAAGCUGUAGCAUUGAUAGGGAUAUUUUAAGACAACAUAACAUUUGUAUAUGUUAUCGGAAAGCUCAUUGUACAAUCGUAUGUUUAUAAUGCUGAUUUAUUUUCCAUAGGAACAAUAGGACAAGGCGGGCCUAGAUUAUAUGACAGCUCGUUAGCGUGUUAGAUGCUAAAAAAUGCACCACCGUUAAUGCACUCCGCUUACCGCAUAAUUGCAUGACAAAUCUUCCAAAUAUAGAAUCACAAAACGCGCUUACCUGCGCCUUUUUUGUCUUCCGUCUGCAUAAAGAGAUGAGCGUUGUUUUGUUGUUUUUUUACAGCUAAUGUGCUAGCCGCUUGGCUACACAAUGGCUAACAGCAGACGGAGCGCCACUUGUCAAAAGGAUCACCGCGCCUGCCUCUUAAUGACGAAACAGAUCCCAGCCUCCGUGUAAGACCAUUUAAUAAACGGUUUAGAUUGUGGUCAUGCUUCUUCAAAUAAAAUACAAGCACUGACGUUUUUUAACUUCAAAGU
Molecule: messenger RNA, 8544 nt
Organism: Dunckerocampus dactyliophorus (ringed pipefish)
Lineage: Eukaryota; Metazoa; Chordata; Actinopteri; Syngnathiformes; Syngnathidae
Gene: tmem255a
Product: transmembrane protein 255A
Exons: 11
Coding region: 562-1497 (311 amino acids)
Source: RefSeq, a predicted model, not a curated record